This is a messenger RNA of Suillus clintonianus, 840 nucleotides long. RefSeq names its product general substrate transporter. Gene Ontology annotation, molecular function: carbohydrate:proton symporter activity. The transcript has 4 exons. Gene Ontology annotation, cellular component: membrane. Gene Ontology annotation, biological process: carbohydrate transport; transmembrane transport. The coding region runs from base 1 to 840 and encodes 279 amino acids. NCBI's taxonomy places the organism in Eukaryota, Fungi, Basidiomycota, Agaricomycetes, Boletales, Suillaceae. The record is from RefSeq and is a predicted model, not a curated record.
AUGGCCGUGACCUUGAAGAAGGAACUUGAAGACAUUUUUCAGUAUAGCAAUGCCUACUUUCUUGCGUUUUCAGCGACAACCGGGUCUGUCUGCUUUGGCUGGGAUAUAACUUUAAUGAGUGGUAUUCUUGUGUUACCAUCAUUCCAAAAGUAUUUCGGUUUGCUCUCGGAAUCGGCUUCUGCACGCGCCAGCUUGAGCGGGAAUGUCAUUUCGAUCCUGCAAGCGGGAGCCUUCUGCGGGGCAUUAUCUUCAAGCUACUUUUCAAGUCGAUUUGGGCGCAAGCGUAGCUUGUUAGCUUCCGCGGUCAUCUUCCUCGUUGGAAACAUUAUCCAGUCAACAAUCGGAAUCGGAAUGUCCCCACACGUUGCACUGAAAGUCUUGUACUUCUCCCGUUUCUUCGCUGGCAUCGGUCUUGGUUUGUUAUCAUCUUUGGUGCCAAUGUACAUAUCUGAAUGUGCUCCGAGAACCAUACGCGGUCGAUGCCUUGGCGGCAUCCCAGUCGGAAUCUCGAUUGGAAAUAUGCUGGCUUAUUGGGUCAACUACAGCGUUUCUCGCAAUAUCUCACCAAGACAAAUGCAGUGGCGGUUGCCCGUUAUUAUCCAACUUAUACCUGGAGCACUCUUCCUGUGUUUUAUGCUUUUCCAACCCGAGUCUCCCCGUUGGCUUGUGGAACGCGGCCACUACGAGGAAGCAGCUGCGGUUCUCGCAUAUAUCGCGAGAAAGGAUCAGGAUGACGAUGCCGUCGUGCUGACUCUCAAUGAGAUCCGUGCUGAUUUUGUCGGGAGGAACAAUCUUUCCCUGCUUACACAAAUCCCCUCGGUUUAUCUGGUACUUCCCUGA